AUGGAAGUCCAAUUCUGGAGUGCUUGGCUGUGGCUAGUCACCUUGCCCUUAUCCUCAGCUCUGCUAGCCCAGUCUCUCGCUCUAUGUGGAGGAAAGGUACGUUGAUUUAGGAGGUUAAGCCACCUGGCUUCAGAAAAAGAAGAAGGCCAAGACCGAUAAUGAAACGGAGGAUGAGCCGGCCGAAAAGUCCAAAACUGCCGCUGCCCCGGGCAAACCUGGAGCUCCAGGUGCUGCCACUGGAGGUGGAAAUCCGAAUGGUCCUCGGCCUCCAACUCAAGGUGGAAUGGCGGGAACUCACGACCCCAACUAUCAGGUGAGUUAUGUCUGGUUACUGCAUUUACCCUCUUCAGACGCUCAACGUCGUCGGCGGAGAAGUGUUCGGCGCCGACAAGGCCGGUGGUGCAGCUGGUGCCGCUGCUGCCCCUGCUGGCGGUGCUGGUCCUCGAGCUCCAGCCCAAGGCGGGAUCGCCGGGACGCAUGAUCCGAAUUAUCAGGUAUUGCGGUGCUUGCAAUGCAAAUUUUGUUUAGACUCUGGCUGGUGUUGGAGGAGAAGUAUUCGGGGCGGAUAAGGCCGGUGGAGCUGCUGGUGGGGCUGCUGGUGGGGCUGCUGGUGGAGCUGCUGGUGGAGGAGGUGCUGCGGAUGCACCAAAGCCUCCAGCUCAAGGUGGAGUCGCAGGAACCCAUGAUCCCAACUAUCAGGUAAUCGUAAUCAGCUCUAAUUAUUCUUGUUUAGACACUGGCUGGCGUUGGCGGAGAUUGUUUCGAGAAAAAGGGAGGCGGCGGAGCAGCUGCAGGAGGUGCUGCUGGACCCAAGGCUCCAGCUCAAGGUGGAGUCGCAGGAACCCAUGAUCCCAACUAUCAGACGCUGGCUGGUGUGGGUGGUGAUGUUUUCAACAAGAAAUAG
Molecule: messenger RNA, 904 nt
Organism: Bursaphelenchus xylophilus (pine wood nematode)
Lineage: Eukaryota; Metazoa; Nematoda; Chromadorea; Rhabditida; Aphelenchoididae
Source: the annotation of a GenBank genome assembly